Molecule: messenger RNA, 2498 nt
Organism: Lytechinus variegatus (green sea urchin)
Lineage: Eukaryota; Metazoa; Echinodermata; Echinoidea; Temnopleuroida; Toxopneustidae
Exons: 4
Coding region: 327-2168 (613 amino acids)
Biological process (GO): glycolipid biosynthetic process
Cellular component (GO): membrane
Molecular function (GO): galactosylceramide sulfotransferase activity
Source: RefSeq, a predicted model, not a curated record
GUCCUAAGUACAGUACAACCCACCUUCCUUUGUGAAAGAUUGUGUUGAGUGUGCUUGUAUAACGAUACAUUGGUCAAAAAUGUGAUCAAAAGAUGCAAACUCACCCGGACGGAAUUUGAUAUCGUCUAUCUGCAUUUAACUCCAUACCCUGAAGAAAAGAUGACGUAGCCUUACUCGACGACAACCAACGACUCAAAAAUCUUCUGUAGCAUAUUAUUUCAUGAAAGAAAAAAAGAUGUGGACCUCUUUGUUGCCGAGUUCGUCCAAAAUUACCUGUCAUCACUGACCUCCAGUGUUAGGUGCCGUGUUUGUAAUCGACUAAGAUAAUGAAAUGGCAGAGUAUCUUUCUUCUAAUGUGCGUAAUAACUUCAGCCAUUCUGAUGACCUAUAUGACAAGACUCUAUGAUCAUCCCCACUAUGCUAAGAUCGUUAGACCAAGACCGACUGUUGGACCUCCUAUCCGCAGGUCAUGGCCACCUGCCGAUUGGUGGCGCCCUAGUUCGUCCAAACUCAGAGGUUCGACUUCCAAGCGGAAAAACCUUGGAAAAGAAAAGAUCCCUGAUACUACACCUUCAUCCGUACCAGAAAAUGUCACUGGUGACGUCAUUCCACCCAUUGCAUUCGAUGCUAACACCUCAUAUACGAUAAGCCAUGAUAUUGAGGACAAGACCGAAGACCCAACGUCCUGUACUCACCAGGACAACGUUGUCUUCAUCAAGACACACAAGACCGGAAGCACCAGUCUAAGCCACAUUGUCAACCGCUACGGCUUCACCCACAACCUGUCGUUUGUCUUCAACCGCCUUAGUCCCACUAACGGACACUUGGUUUAUCUGCCCUUAAAUGCCAACUCUCCCAGGACCCACUUUCUCCCUCCGAUAGGCGUCAGACCAGGUGACUUCUCCAAGUACAAGUACAACAUGCUUGCCGUUCAUGUGCGUUAUAACCGUAAGGCAAUGGAUACCUUCAUGAAACCAAACACUCAUUACAUAACUAUUAUCCGGGAUCCUGGUACCCAGUUUGAAUCAGCUUUCACCCAUUUCCAGUUAGAUGACUCUUUCCUUAUGCAAGAGAAAAUGCAGUACACCACAAUGAAGGCAAGACUGACGCAGUUCUUUGCAAAGCCAGACUUUUACCGGAAGCGUCUCAAGUCCAUGAAAUGGGAAGGGAAAAUGGGCUUGAGAUGGUAUUAUGCCAAGAACAACCAAGCAUUCGAUCUAGGUUUGGAUCAUGUGUAUCACAAUGAUAAAACCAAGGUGGAAGAAUAUAUCAAGAAAUUGGAUCGCGAGUUCAGGUUAGUUUUGAUAACGGAAUAUUUCGAGGAAUCUCUGGUGGUCAUGAGGAGAUUGCUCUGCUGGAGUCUGGAGGAAACACUGUACGUUGCCAAGAAUGUUCGUCCAAACCCAGCUAAUAUACCAGAGUCCCUACGAAAUAAGAUGAGACAGUGGAACAACGUAGACACCCAGUUGUAUGAACACUUUAAUCGUACACUAUGGGAAAAGAUAUCAAGGUAUGGUCCCGACUUCCAAACUGAUCUUUCGGAAUUUCGCAGACGUUUGAAGGAGACAUUCGAGUCGUGUGUUGGUGGGACAGAAGUAAAGGCUCAAGGUCAUUACUUCCACUGGAUCGAGUACAAACCACGCAAGGAUUCCAAUAAGCUUUGUGCGCAGAUUGCAGAAUCGAAGAACGCCCUCUUCUCUGCAAUUUGGCGAAGGCAACAGAUCCCUGUAGCCCGAUCACCUCCAAAACCUCGGUCGCGUAAUAUGGGGCUUCCGUUCGAAACACAGCAACUUCGACGUUACCCAUCCGCCAAGUACAUCCUUAGUCGCCAUAAACCACCCAAACAGAUCAAACCCCCUCCGAAAGCAGCCGCAGCCAAAGGAGUGAGCAAAGGUGCAGGACCCCCGCCGCCGAAGGCGGUACCUGCUUCAAAACCUCUUCCUCCUCAACCCGCACAGAAAAUUAUUAGGCACGUUAUCCUUGCCAAUAAAACAUCGAAUUCACAGCCAGGAGUAGAUGAGAUGAACGAUGACGAUUCCAGUAGUGUCUUAGUUGUCCACGAAACUGCCAAGAUGUUAAGCGACAAGCUGAAGUCUGAGAGGCUAAUAAAUGUAACAGCGGAGGGUACUCGAGUGAAACCAGUUCUGACGUACAAGAAAAAUAGAUGAUCUUCACUUCGCACACUUGGCUGAAAUAAGGGGAGCGUUUCAUCAAUAUUUUAGUCAGACAAGACAAUUUCCUUUAUUUUGAUUGGCCCAGGGGAACAGUUUCUGUAAAUGUUGAAUAAUGCAGGACUUGUCUGACAAGUCAGACAAGUCCUUUUACGAAACACUCACAAGGGCUCCGUCACACACUUAAAAAUAGAAUUAAUCCUCUAAUGCCAAUGACCAAUCAAUAUCAUCAAUGCACGCAUACUUUGUUGAAAUGGUCAUUUAGUCCAUAUACUAUUUGGUCUAAGUGUUAUUGUGCAAAAUGAAUGAAAAUGAAAUGGAUAUUAG